AUGGCAGGAGGGGUUAUACUAGACGGCAAUGCCUCUGGAAAAGAUUAUCCCGGAAAGCUUACUUUCCGAGUUUUUAUUACUUGUUUCGUUGCUGCAUUUGGGGGCUAUGAUCUCGGAAUUUCGGGUGGAGUUACGUCUAUGGAUCCGUUUUUGAAGAAAUUUUUCCCUGAAGUGUAUGAAAAGGAGCACAAUGAAUCGCCCAACCAAAAUCAGUACUGCAAAUUCAAUAGCCAAGUAUUAACGUUGUUUACUUCCUCUCUGUACCUGGCUGCUUUUGUGGCCUCAGUCGGGGCAUCCACCGCAACUCGAAUCUUUGGGAGACGACUUACCAUGAUUUCUGGAGGUUUGCUUUUUCUGGUUGGUGCUGGAUUGAAUGCUUUCGCCGAACAUGUGUGGAUGCUCAUCGUUGGCCGCAUGUUACUUGGUUUCGGAGUUGGAUGUGCCAAUCAGUCUGUGCCAAUUUACGUGUCUGAGGUUGCUCCCUACAAGUAUAGAGGAGCUCUUAACAUGAUGUUCCAAUUGUUGAUCACCAUAGGCUUAUUUGUGGCAAAUGUUCUCAACUACCUUUUCAACAAAAUGGAGAAUGGAGAAGGGUGGCGCUACAGUUUGGGUUGUGCCGCAGUUCCUGCAAUAAUGAUAAUUUUAGGUGCAAUCUUUCUUCCCGAUACACCAAAUUCCUUGAUUGAGCGUGGUGAAGAAGAAGAAGCCAAAAGGCAGUUGAUAAAAAUUCGCGGCACUACCAACGUUGAUGAGGAGCUUAAAGAUUUGAUUGCAGCGAGUGAAUCAUCGAAAGCGGUGAAACACCCUUGGGCUUCUUUGCUGACUAGGGCCUACAGGCCUCAUCUCACCAUGGCAAUUGCCAUUCCAGCCUUUCAGCAACUCACUGGCAUGAAUGUCAUAACAUUCUACGCUCCUGUUUUGUUUAAAACCAUUGGAUUCGGUGCCAAUGCUUCCCUCAUGUCUGCUAUGAUCACUGGAGGUACUAACGCUGCCGCCACCCUUGUUUCCAUUGCAACGGUUGACAAGUUUGGGAGACGCACUCUUUUCUUGCAAGGUGGGGCUCAAAUGUUCUUGUGUCAGAUGUUUAUAACAGCGGCAAUUGGAUAUAAGUUCGGAUUAAAUGGAAACCCUGGUGUGUUGCCCACGUGGUAUGCCACAGCUGUGGUGGUAGCUAUUUGCGUGUAUGUGGCAGGAUUUGCAUGGUCUUGGGGCCCUUUAGGAUGGUUGGUACCUAGUGAGAUUUUUCCACUUGAAGUUCGAUCUGCUGCUCAAAGUAUCAAUGUUUCCACCAACAUGAUCUUCACUUUCUCCAUUUCUCAAAUUUUCACCGCCAUGUUAUGCCACAUGAAGUUUGGGUUGUUCAUUUUCUUUGCAUUUUGUGUGGUGGUCAUGAAUGUCUUCAUUUACAAGUUUCUGCCAGAAACUAAAGGAAUCCCAAUUGAAGAAAUGCAUUGCGUGUGGCAAAAUCAUCCCUUUUGGAAAAAAUUCGUGAAGCCGGCUAAGAAACAAGUUGAUGCCAAUUGUUAGGAUGCCAAGCACUUUCUAUUUAAUAUUCCUAGUUUAUUUUGUUCUUAGGAUGGUGUUUUUCUUUUCCCUUUGUGUGAACGCAGCUGUGUUUUUAGUUAAUCGGUAUUUUA
Molecule: messenger RNA, 1637 nt
Organism: Cajanus cajan (pigeon pea)
Lineage: Eukaryota; Viridiplantae; Streptophyta; Magnoliopsida; Fabales; Fabaceae
Product: sugar transport protein 12
Biological process (GO): monosaccharide transmembrane transport
Cellular component (GO): membrane
Molecular function (GO): monosaccharide transmembrane transporter activity
Source: RefSeq, a predicted model, not a curated record